This is a messenger RNA of Thamnophis elegans (Western terrestrial garter snake), 1491 nucleotides long. RefSeq names its product serine/threonine-protein phosphatase PP1-gamma catalytic subunit A. The transcript has 7 exons. Gene Ontology annotation, cellular component: cytoplasm; nucleus. The record is from RefSeq and is a predicted model, not a curated record. Bases 291 to 1262 code for a protein of 323 amino acids. Lineage: Eukaryota; Metazoa; Chordata; Lepidosauria; Squamata; Natricidae. Gene Ontology annotation, molecular function: protein serine/threonine phosphatase activity.
GGGAGGGCCGAGGCGGCCAUUUUGUUCGCCGAUGCCGCUGCCGCCGCCGCCGUCGCCGUCGCCGGGGAUGCUGCUGGGCUGCUGAGGCGGGUGCGCGAUCGGCGCUGAGGGGAGAGAAAGAGAGAGAGAGAGAAGAAAGAGGGGGGCGAGAGGAGCGCGGUGGUAGGCGGAGGCGAAGGAGGCAAGCGCCGGCUCGGGAGCCGGGGGCGGCCCGCGGUGAAGGAGGAGGUGGAGGUUGAAGUCGACCCGGCGGGCUCCGGCUUGGCUCCUUCCCCAGCCGCGGAGAGGCGAUGGCGGAUAUUGACAAGCUCAACAUCGACAGCAUCAUCCAACGGCUGCUGGAGGUGAGAGGAUCCAAACCUGGUAAAAAUGUCCAGCUUCAAGAGAAUGAAAUCAGAGGUUUGUGCUUGAAAUCUCGCGAGAUCUUCCUCAGUCAACCAAUUCUGUUAGAACUUGAAGCACCGCUUAAAAUAUGUGGUGAUAUCCACGGACAAUACUACGACCUCCUGCGGCUAUUUGAAUACGGUGGUUUUCCACCGGAGAGCAACUAUCUGUUUCUUGGGGACUACGUUGACCGAGGGAAGCAGUCCUUAGAGACAAUUUGCCUCUUGCUGGCCUACAAGAUAAAAUAUCCAGAGAACUUUUUCCUCCUUAGAGGCAACCAUGAAUGUGCUAGCAUUAAUAGAAUUUAUGGCUUCUAUGAUGAAUGUAAAAGAAGAUACAACAUCAAGCUGUGGAAAACCUUCACGGAUUGCUUCAACUGCUUACCCAUAGCAGCCAUUGUGGACGAGAAAAUAUUUUGCUGCCACGGAGGCUUAUCACCAGAUCUCCAGUCCAUGGAACAAAUCCGGCGAAUUAUGCGGCCCACAGACGUGCCAGACCAAGGCCUCCUUUGUGACUUGCUGUGGUCUGAUCCCGACAAGGAUGUGCUUGGAUGGGGCGAAAACGACCGAGGGGUCUCCUUCACAUUUGGAGCCGAAGUGGUGGCAAAGUUCCUUCAUAAACACGAUUUGGACCUCAUAUGCAGAGCUCAUCAGGUAGUUGAAGAUGGAUACGAAUUCUUUGCAAAAAGGCAGCUGGUAACUCUGUUUUCUGCCCCCAAUUACUGUGGGGAGUUUGACAAUGCAGGUGCUAUGAUGAGUGUGGAUGAGACUCUAAUGUGCUCCUUUCAGAUCUUGAAGCCUGCGGAGAAGAAGAAGCCCAACGCCAGCCGGCCCGUAACGCCACCCAGGGGUAUGAUCACAAAACAAGCCAAGAAAUAGGCCCCCCUUGGGCCCUCCCGGUUGGGACUUGUACCAUAGUAUAUAAUCUUCUUUUUUUUAAAAAAAAAAACGAAAAGCAAACAAAACGAACCGGUAAAUGUGUAUCCAUCCGCUUGCUAAGACUAGACUUAAAUGUGUUGUGGUUUUCCUUUCCGAUUCAUUUUGACGGAUGGCAUUUGCUGGAUGUAGCAGCAAAUGGGACUUUUCUCCCUUCUCAAGAAGAGGUUUU